Messenger RNA from Prunus armeniaca (apricot), 531 nucleotides. The record is from the annotation of a GenBank genome assembly. Lineage: Eukaryota; Viridiplantae; Streptophyta; Magnoliopsida; Rosales; Rosaceae.
AUGAGGGUCUUGGGGGAUAAGUCGCCCCUUCGGAGGGCUCAGGGUUUGGAUUCGGCGCAGGAAUCCGAUGAUGAGUACAUCCCCACCAGGGACACCGAAUCGAGCUACCGUUCGGAAGCUCCCCCGGAGUAUUCGAAGGCAAGAUCACCAAGUCCAAGGAAAGCUUCCGAGGACUUUGGUUCCGAGGACGUCCCCAGCCGAGACCCCACCAUCCGAUUACUUUUCCAAAGAAUCCAGAAGAUGGAGGAAGACCGAACCCGAUCCCAGGUCCCUGACUGGGGAAAACUUCGACCCGGGCCCUUUACCGAGCGCAUCAAGAGGUCCAGACCGGACAGGGAGGUGCAGCCGUUGCGCAUACCCUUCUAUACCGGUGUGGAGGACCCUCUGACGCACCUUCACUCUUUCCAAUCGGCAGUUGGAUGUAAGGGCCUUAGCGACGAGGGACAAUGCCUGCUGUUCCCCUCGUCCCUUACCGGAGCUGCACUGAACUGGUUCUACCGUCUCGAACCAGGGGACGGUACACUCCUUUGA